AGCUACCUGAUAAUUCGACGCUUAUUUCGUCAGUGUGAAAAUUACAGACCACGAAAUGCCUACCUGCUCGGAUUUCAUUAAGGACUACUGUUCAAAUUGUACUUUUGCUGGCGUCCAUUUUAUUGCUGACGAUACGAAGCACUGGAUUGAAAGAUUGGUUUGGUUAGUGCUCGUGAUACUGUCAUGGUACGGGUCGGCAGUGCUCAUCAUCGCAGCCUGGGAUGCCUUCAUCAUCAACCCCAUCAGCUUUGGCGUGGAGACCACGUACACCGAGUGGAACACUGAAAUGCCAACGGUUGCUAUCUGCGAGUCGGCCAACGAUGAUAAAGUUUACAAUGUUUCCGACACUAUCUGGCCACCUGAUCAUCUUUUGGACCUUGAAGACGCCCUUAAAGACAUCGCUUUCUUCCGUGGUGUCAGCUAUAGCCUCAUCGAAAUCUGUUACAACAUGCACGAACCAGACCCUCUCUGCCCAAAGUCAAAUUACAGCUAUUAUGCGAAAUUAGUGCGCAGUGACUGCCCUACAAUCAUCAGGAACUGUUCUUACAACGACAGACCGUUCAGCUGCUGCGAAUAUUUUCAGCCUCUCGACACUGAUUUAGGCCCCUGUUUCAUACUGAACUCUAUUCAGGUCAAAAACCCAAAACCGUUUCCAAUGGUAAGCAACAGGGUGCAUAAACGAGGAGUGAUCAGAUUCCAAAUAUUAGUCCCAACUACGGUGUAUACCAUAGGCCCCGAAGAGGUUCCUAGUAUCACGACUCUUCAAUAUUCUACUCUUAAAGUUCAUCCUGGUCAUAAAUAUCGGCGCCUGGUAACUGUGAGAAACAUCGAGAACGAUCCUCUGGUGGUGGAGACGACGUCAAAGCAGCGGGCUUGUCGGUUCUACCACGAGAACGAGGAUGGGCUGUACCCUCACUACUCCUACAGCGCCUGCACGGUGCUUUGCCGCAAGCGCGCGCAGAUGGAGAUAUGCCACUGCAACGACCACUUCAUGCUGGGCACUACGCCAGCAGAACACUGCAACAUAUCUGGUAUGGCCUGUCUCCAUGGCUUGGCGAGCCACCUGACCACACUCAAGCCUCAUUGGGCCAGUCGGCCAGGCCUGACUUGUGACUGCCUGCCCUCUUGCAAUGAGACAGAGAUCACCGUCGUCAAGGAUGGCGACACUCCGAACGGGAAAGGCAAUAAGAAGAAAGCAGAAAUAGAACUAACCUUAGCAUAUUUGCCAACUGAAAGAUUCAAGAGGAACGUAGUACGAAGUCGUUUAGAUUUAGUUGUUUCUAUAGGUGGCACGACAGGACUCUUCGUUGGAGCCAGCCUUCUAAGUUUUGUGGAGCUGAUAUUUUACUUCACAAUCCGUUUUGCGAACGACAUUUGGAUGGAGAGGCAAAAACGCAAACCAAAUGCAGUGAAUAAACUGCAGAAUACUGCAUCUGGCACGAACAUUAAAGUUGAGGAUGUAAGUGCUUUGGAGGGAAAUCCAAAAGGCCCCUAUGAAAACAGUGGAGUGGGAAAUUUGAGGUUGUUACUACCUCUGAAAUCUAAAUAAUAAUAAAUGAAGUGCUCUA
Ostrinia furnacalis (Asian corn borer) is the source of this 1568-nucleotide messenger RNA. Its product is annotated as sodium channel protein Nach. Gene Ontology annotation, molecular function: ligand-gated sodium channel activity. The record is from RefSeq and is a predicted model, not a curated record. Gene Ontology annotation, biological process: sodium ion transmembrane transport. The coding region runs from base 56 to 1549 and encodes 497 amino acids. Lineage: Eukaryota; Metazoa; Arthropoda; Insecta; Lepidoptera; Crambidae. The transcript is spliced from 9 exons. Gene Ontology annotation, cellular component: plasma membrane.